This is a messenger RNA of Phacochoerus africanus (Common warthog), 2210 nucleotides long. It is a transcript of the gene UBE2D3, whose product is annotated as ubiquitin conjugating enzyme E2 D3. Bases 260 to 706 code for a protein of 148 amino acids. Gene Ontology annotation, molecular function: ubiquitin conjugating enzyme activity. The transcript is spliced from 9 exons. Gene Ontology annotation, cellular component: nucleus. The record is from RefSeq and is a predicted model, not a curated record. Lineage: Eukaryota; Metazoa; Chordata; Mammalia; Artiodactyla; Suidae. Gene Ontology annotation, biological process: protein K11-linked ubiquitination; ubiquitin-dependent protein catabolic process.
CUCCUUCCGGUUCUCGAUGCUUCUCUGAGUCUAAGGGUUUCCGCCGCUCGUCUACCCUUCCCCCCAGCCCAUGACCCGCCUCCGGCCCCCGCCCUCUCAGUCCAACCUCCGAUCUGUUUAGUAAGAAGGCGCCUGUGUCUGGCAGAACCGGUGUGAGACGAAGAGACAAUCCUUCCCAGCUGCCCGGAUAAUCAAGAGUUUUGGCCGGACCUUUGAGCACACACCGAGAUAGUGAGGAGCCAGACGAAAAGCACAGACUAUGGCGCUGAAACGGAUUAAUAAGGAACUUAGUGAUUUGGCCCGUGACCCUCCAGCACAAUGUUCUGCAGGUCCAGUUGGGGAUGAUAUGUUUCAUUGGCAAGCCACAAUUAUGGGACCUAAUGACAGCCCAUAUCAAGGUGGUGUAUUCUUUUUGACAAUUCAUUUUCCUACAGACUACCCCUUCAAACCACCUAAGGUUGCAUUUACAACAAGAAUUUAUCAUCCAAAUAUUAACAGUAAUGGCAGCAUUUGUCUCGAUAUUCUAAGAUCACAGUGGUCUCCUGCUUUAACUAUUUCUAAAGUUCUUUUAUCCAUUUGUUCACUGCUAUGUGAUCCAAACCCAGAUGACCCCCUAGUGCCAGAGAUUGCACGGAUCUAUAAAACAGACAGAGAUAAGUACAAUAGGUUAGCAAGAGAGUGGACAGAGAAAUACGCUAUGUUGUAGGGUACAACAGAAUAUCUCGGGAAUGGACUCAGAAGUAUGCCAUGUGAUGCUACCUUAAAGUCAGAAUAACCUGCAUUAUAGCUGGAAUAAACUUUAAAUUACUGUUCCUUUUUUGAUUUUCUUAUCCGGCUGCUCCCCUAUCAGACCUCAUCUUUUUUAAUUUUAUUUUUUGUUUACCUCCCUCCAUUCAUUCACAUGCUCAUCUGAGAAGACUUAAGUUCUUCCAGCUUUGGACAAUAACUGCUUUUAGAAACUGUAAAGUAGUUACAAGAGAACAGUUGCCCAAGAUUCAGAAUUUUUUAAAAAAUGGAGCAUGUGUAUUAUGUGGCCAAUGUCUUCAUUCUAACUUGGUUAUGAGACUAAAACCAUUCCUCACUGCUCUAACAUGCUGAAGAAUCAUCUGAGGGGGAGGGAGGUGGAUGCUCAGUUGUCACAUCAAAGGAAGCAGCAUUAUUCUAGCAGCAUCCAUUCUUGUUUAAACCUUCCACUGUUAGAGAUUUGAGGUUACAUGAUAUACUUUAUGCUCAUAACUGAUGUGGCUGGAGAAUUGGUAUUGAAUUUAUAGCAUCAGCAGAACAGAAAAUGUGAUGUAUUUUAUGCAUGUCAAUAAAGGAAUGACCUGUUCUUGUUCUACAGAGAAUGGAAAUUGGAAGUCAAACAACCCUUUGUAUUCCAAAAUAGGGUCUCAAACAUUUUGUAAUUUUCAUUUAAAUUGUUAGGAGGCUUGGAGCUAUUAGUUAAUCUAUCUUCCAAUACACUGUUUAAUAUAGCACUGAAUAAAUGAUGCAAGUUGUCAAUGGAUGAGUGAUCAACUAAUAGCUCUGCUAGUAAUUGAUUUAUUUUUCUUCAAUAAAGUUGCAUAAACCAAUGAGUUAGCUGCCUGGAUUAAUCAGUAUGGGAAACAAUCUUUUGUAAAUGCAAAGCUGUUUUUUGUAUAUACUGUUGGGAUUUGCCUCAUUGUUUGACAUCAAAUGAUGAUGUAAAGUUCAAAAGAGUGAAUAUUUUGCCAUGUUCAGUUAAAAGUGCACAGUCUGUUACAGGUUGACACAUUGAUUGACCUGAUUUAUGCAGAAUUAAUAAGCUAUUCAGAUAGUGUAGCUUUAGUAUGCUGCACAAGAUAUUGGCAGCCUGGGAGUUCAUAGGUGGACUUGGGACCCAGCAGUUUUGAAACAUGUAUAUGGAGUUUAAGAAAUUUAUUUUCCAGGUGCAACCCCCAUCUAACUAAAUUUUUUCUUCACCUUGUACACUUGACAGUUGAAAAGACCAUAAUACGGGAGUAAUAAUGGGUCAAAAUUUACAAAAUAAAGUACUGUUUUGGUGUGGGAGUUGUCAUGAGGCUGUGUUGAAGUGACUUAACUAUGUGGGAUAUUGAGUUUUUUAAUGGAUUGAGUAUCCAUUGAAAUGGAUUUGUUCAGCCAUUUACAUUAAUGAGCAUUUAAAUGCAACAGAUAUCAUUUCAGGUGACUUAACAUGAAUGAAUAAAAGUCAAUGCUAUUGGAUUGUU